Molecule: messenger RNA, 1947 nt
Organism: Cuculus canorus (common cuckoo)
Lineage: Eukaryota; Metazoa; Chordata; Aves; Cuculiformes; Cuculidae
Gene: AKR1B1
Product: aldo-keto reductase family 1 member B
Exons: 10
Coding region: 445-1299 (284 amino acids)
Cellular component (GO): cytosol
Molecular function (GO): aldose reductase (NADPH) activity
Source: RefSeq, a predicted model, not a curated record
CACAGCUGCCCUCAGUCCCUUUCUCCUCCUCCUCCGGGAGUAAAGGUCCACAGGGCACAGCGCUGAUGGCCCAGCUGAGCAGUUGACUCUGUGAUUUUUAAUUGAUUUCCACUUUCACAUUAACUGGCCUGAGUUGAUUCUACAAAGUCACAGCCUUGUUUGCCGGAUACUAGGGGACCCAGAGCACCGACACCACUCUGCCAUCUCCUGCUUGCCAGCAACCAGUCAUUGCUACACUAGCCAGGCAAGAGGCAGCUGCAACAGGGCUGUCGGGCAGUGUGCAGGAUCAUGGCAACCUACGUGCAGCUGAACACCACAGCCAAGAUGCCACUUGUGGGACUGGGCACAUGGCAGGAUACAGGAUAUCUAACAUGCACUGGUUUGAGAUUCUUAAGAUUUAUGCAUUAUUUUUAGUCCCCAUCUGGGAAAGCAACAGCUGCAGUGAUGACUGCCAUCGACUCUGGGUACCGUCACUUUGAUUGUGCCUAUGUGUACCAGAAUGAGAAUGAAGUUGGAGAAGGGAUCCAGCAGAAAAUCAAGGAAGGAGUCGUGAAACGAGAGGACCUCUUCAUUGUCAGUAAGCUGUGGUGCACAUUUUUUGACAAGCCUCUGGUGAAGGGAGCCUGCAAGAAGACACUUGCUGCCCUGAAACUGGAUUACCUGGAUCUCUACCUCAUGCACUGGCCUUGUGGCUUCAAGGCAGGAGAGGAGAUGUUUCCCAAAGAUGACAAAGGCAUGUGUAUACCUAGCAACACUGAUAUUCUACAGACAUGGGAGGCCAUGGAAGAACUGGUGGAUGCUGGUCUGGUAAAAGCCAUUGGAAUCUCCAACUUUAACCAUGAGCAGAUUGAAAGAAUCCUGAACAAACCAGGCCUGAAAUACAAGCCUGCAAAUAACCAGAUUGAAUGUCAUCCAUACCUCACCCAGGAGAAGCUGAUCAAGUACUGUCAAUCCAAAGGGAUUGCUGUGACAGCGUACUGUCCUCUUGGCUCUCCUGACAGGCCAUGGGCUAAGCCAGAGGAUCCUUCCCUUCUGGAUGAUCCCAAGAUCAAAGAGAUUGCAGCCAAGCACAACAAGACCCCAGCACAGGUUCUCCUUCGAUUCCAGAUUCAGAGAAACGUGAUUGUGAUUCCCAAGUCUGUCACACCACAGCGCAUUGUGGAGAACUUCAAGGUGUUUGACUUUGAAUUGACUAAAGAGGAGAUGGGAACCCUUCUCAGCUUUAAUAGAAACUGGAGGAUUUGUGCAAUGAGCAUGUCCAAAGCUCACAAGGAUUACCCUUUCCAUGCAGAAUACUGAAGAUUCUUGUAAUGUGGCCUUCACCCAGACCUCUGGUGUCUCAUGUGCUUCUGCUCCAACUCCUAGCUAUUUGUCUAGUUUUAUUACUGCAUCUGCCUUGCUGCUGCCAGUGAAGAUAUGAGAUGUUCAUCCCAUGAAAUUUGUUUGGGUUCUUUUUUUGGAAGAAGGAAAGAGUACUUUCUACAGAACAAAACGUGGGAUGUAAUAGUUUUCUGAUUAUUAGAAGAGAAGACUACUACUGUAGGGCCCAGGCAAAGCUGCAAAGCAGAAAACAGGGAGUCUGUACCACCAUUCAGCAAUUGCCUUCAGUCUUGCAUUAGCAGAAACCAGAUGUUGACAAACCACAAAACCCACACACACACAUUCAUAACGUUAUCAGAAGUGUCCCUUACCUUAAAUAAAACUAAUCUGAAAAUGCAAAAGCAUUAUUGGCUGGAAGUCUUCCGUCUGGUGUAGGAAAAAACCAACCCCCUCCUACCCAGAGACACACUCUGGAUCAGCUGCAGUCCCCUGCUCUCUGGAGACACGAAUCCACCCUGGGACAAUAAAGCCACUCGGCAUUUUGCCUUGUGGGCACCAGAGGGCAGCCAGCCCACAGAGGAGAUCCAUCCCACCAUGCUGAAAGACUCUCCUGUACCAAAUUGAAAG